Myripristis murdjan (pinecone soldierfish) is the source of this 4969-nucleotide messenger RNA. Its product is annotated as oxysterol-binding protein-related protein 10-like. Gene Ontology annotation, cellular component: cytosol; membrane. Gene Ontology annotation, molecular function: cholesterol binding. Lineage: Eukaryota; Metazoa; Chordata; Actinopteri; Holocentriformes; Holocentridae. The record is from RefSeq and is a predicted model, not a curated record. The transcript is spliced from 13 exons. Bases 1 to 2625 code for a protein of 874 amino acids.
AUGAACCGGUCAGUGCGUCAGGGGAACCCGGCCAGGAGCCCCAGGAGGCAGGAGGUGGGGGACCGGGGCGGGCAGCCGCACAGCCCGGCUGCAGGUGACCACAGAGCGGGGUCCCGGGCCAGGGACAGCGCCGCAGGGUCGAGCCCCGCGCUACAACGAGCACCCCGCGGCAAGCGGCACCUGGAGGGGGUCCUGAAUAAAUACACCAACCUGCUCCAGGGCUGGCAGAACAGAUAUUUUGUCCUGGACCCAGAGGUCAGCCAGCUCCAGUAUUAUUUAAAUGAGCACAGCAGGAGCCAGAGACCUCCCCGGGGCUCCAUGCCUCUCCUUGGAGCCUCGGUGGUCUCCAGCGAAGAGUAUCCUCACAUGUUUACAGUUCACUCUGCCACCGGGGACUCCUUCAAACUCAGAGCUUCGGAUGCCCAGGAGCAGCAGUUAUGGAUGACUCAGCUACAGCUGUGUUCCCGACGCCACUCUGACAGCAGUGCCAAGGCCUCCUGCACCUCCUCCUCCUCCUCCACCUUUUCCUCCUCCUUGUCCCUGGGCCGGACCCGCAGCUUGCCCCCGCAUUCUCCCCCUCCUCCUGCCCUACCCGCCUACUCCUACAUUCAGAGACCUCUUCCUCCCUCCCCUUUUUCUUCUCACCUCCACCAUCAUCUUGGGGCAGCUCAUGGUGGCAUUAUCAUCGUCACCCAUCACCAAUCUCCUGGCACUGCCCGCCGGGCCAGGAUACACCAGCAGCACAGCGCUGGGAGGCUGCAGGAGGUCAAAGAGGUGAUGAGCCAAGCUGAAGACCAGCAGAAGAACCUGGUCAACUCUAUCGAGUCACUGCCCCCCCGCGGUGGACCGCCCUCCUCUCUCGAUGAGGACCUGCUGCUGUUGAAGGCCACCUCUGCAGCCACUCUCAGCUGCCUGGGCGAAUGCCUCAGCAUGCUGCAGCACAACGUCUGCCAAGUGCUGCACCAGAACCAGAACCACAUCCCCAGUCCCAGUCCCAGCCACAACUCCACUGCUCAGAUUCAGGCGGAUCACACCGAAAGAGUCACGUCCUGGAGUCAGCGCCUCGGCUCCAGUGUGAACCAGGCGGAGCCGGGCGGCGUCAGGUCCUGGAGUCAAAGCCCGAGUCACAGCUUCAGCGAGAGCCGGAGCCCCAAACACAGCAGCCACAGCGGGAGGAGAGGAAGUGGCCACAACCACAUCCAGAGUCAGAGUCAGAGCCGUGCACAUGCCGAUUAUCCAGCUGGGUGGUCCAGAUCCCCCUCUGACAAGCAGGUGAAAAAUGGAGGGGUGUCACCUCUCUCCUCCUCUUCUUCUUCACCUUCGUCCACUAAAAGACACAAGGACGUCAGUGCUGAGCAGGGGCAGCAGCAGGGCCAGACCAGCAGCCCGGAGGCUCUGGAUCCCAGCGACGAGACCACAGACACGGAGGACAACGAGGAGGAGGACCUGGGAGUCCUGGAUGACCAGCGCAGCAUCAUCCUGCACCUCCUGUCCCAGCUCAAACUGGGCAUGGACCUCACACGGGUGGUGCUCCCUACCUUCAUCCUGGAGAAGCGUUCCCUGCUGGAGAUGUACGCCAACUUCAUGGCCCACCCCGACAUGUUCCUCUCUAUCACCACUGGCUCCACACCUGAGGAGCGGAUCGUCCGCUUCGUCGAGUACUACCUGACCGCCUUCCACGAGGGCCGGAAGGGAGCCGUGGCCAAGAAGCCCUACAACCCCAUCCUGGGCGAGAACUUCCGAUGUUCCUGGUACGUGCCUCGGGACCGUGUCCGACCACUCAGGACUAACAACUCGACCGGUCCCAACUCUGUCAACUCAGCGCCUGCAACUUCUGCCACCCUUGGGUCCUCACAGAAGGGGACGGACGGUAGUGGCGGGGGAGGUAACUCAGAGUGCUAUCGCGUUCGGUUCGUGGCGGAGCAGGUGUCCCACCACCCGCCUGUCUCGGGCUUCUACUGCGAGUGCAAAGAGAAGAGGAUGUGCGUCAACACUCAUGUCUGGACCAAGAGCAAGUUCAUGGGCAUGUCUGUGGGAGUCUCCAUGGUUGGAGAAGGUGUCCUGUACCUGCUGGAGCACGAUGAGGAGUAUGUGUUCACCUUGCCCUGUGCCUACGCCCGCUCCAUCCUCACGGUGCCCUGGGUGGAGCUGGGAGGAAAGGUCACCAUCAGCUGUGCCAAGAGUGGCUACUCCGCCACCGUCACCUUCCACACCAAGCCUUUCUACGGGGGAAAAGUGCACAGAGUGACAGCGGAGGUGAAGCACAACCAGACAGGAACCAUCGUGUGCAAGGCCCAGGGCGAGUGGAACGGGACCUUGGAGUUCACCUACAGCAACGGGGAGACCAAGGUGAUUGACACCUGCAAACUGCCAGUCAUCAGGAAGAGGAUCCGGCCCGUGGAGAAGCAGGGCCAGUUCGAGUCACGGUGUCUUUGGCAGCACGUCACGGCGUCACUGAAGGCAGGAAACAUGGACGCCGCCACAGAACACAAACACCGUCUGGAGGAGAAGCAGCGCAUCGAGGGCAAACAGAGAGCUGCCACCAAAACAGCAUGGAAGCCCAAAUAUUUUAUCAAGGAGGGUGAGGGCUGGGUGUACCACAACCCUCUAUGGAAAACACACUGACCAGGAGCCUUGGGUGCAGCUCUCCAGAGGGCAGCGGGGGCAGUCAGAGAGAGAGAGAGGGCGAGCCCACCUGCAGAAGAGGCCGAACGACAAAAGCAGAGGAAGAGGAGAGGAAGAGGCAGCCAUUCAAGCCAGAAGGAGAGGUGCCAAAGAGUAAUGGAGGGAGACGGACAAGUGAACAACAAGCUCAUGGGUUCCUGUGUCCAAUCAGAAACGUGUGCGCCCCCUGGUGAGCUGAGGGUGACGUUACACAAGCAUGGCCAUUUAGGAGAUUAUUCAGACGGACACAGAGAGGCUGACUAGAGUGAAACCGACCGAAUAUAACGGGACAGCUUUUUUUCUAUGAAGUACAUGUAGAUCCAAAUACCAGAAGAACUUGUAAACAUGCUACUGCCCCUCUUACUUUUUAGUUGUUUGCACAAUGUACUGAACAACAAUGUUGGUCACAGAGGUUUUUUGCACAAUCCACUGUAUAAUUUAGUGUAAACAGCAAUGUAUAAAGAGUCUGUAUGUGUGUUUGUAAGAGUGAAUGACGUUGUGACGUGUUUUGAUGCUACUUUGGAAAAACAGCCCUACGCACAUUUCAUUGACAUGCAUAGAGAGCGAUGCAGAAUGUAGCCAGAUGGAUUUCAUCACGGGCCAAAGCCGCCGGCCCGCUUCUGCUCUCAGUAAUGAAACUCAUUAAAACGUAAUGUGAGAUUGAACUUUUUGGAGGAAAUUAUAUUCCACCUGAAGUCGUCCUCCAUAUUCAUGAGGGGGAAAACGCUCCAUCCUUAAACUACAAGCAUUUAUCAUCUUAAGGUUCUUUUUCACUGUAAUAAUUCAAUUACGAGUUUUAAUCCCCGAUCAAACAGAGAUACUUCCUCUGGUCGAGUUAAAUCACAUGGGAAGGAAGCCAAAGAACAACAGCUUUUCUGGCCGGAGCUCAGUGAAAGAGACAAAGCCAAGGGUAUGAAGACCGGUGCUCAAACUACUUUACUAGCCAAUAUGCCCGUUUCACAGCAGCCAUUGUGAGAUGAACAACAGGUAAACAGAGGUGUUUAAUGGCAUUAAUCACAGCACUGCUCCAUUCAGGCCUAACAGAGCCAGGGUCCUGCUGUUGUGCAUGCUGGCACAAUGAAAUAGAACAGAGCUUUAAUUAAUGUCAUUAGAGACACCCUGAGUUUACCCUGCUAUUUCAUGUCAAAAUGGCUGCUGUGGAAAAAAAAAAAAAGUCAGUUAAGCUCUUCAGCUCGCCUGAAAGCCCUCCAUGACAAGCGAUAGGAGACUCAUGAAAGAAUAAAAACAAAGUUGUUACCUUUUUUUAUUUUUGAUUUACAUUUUGAUGAGUUUGUCCCUGUCAUUUGGCAGUAAUUUGCCAGCUUGGCACCAGCUAUAUGUUGUCGUCUCUGCCCACUGAGGUUUAAUUCAACCAGUGGGAUACCAUCUGCCUCAAGGAGAUGUUUGUCAAACUAAAACUCCAAUCUGCUUUUACACGUGAAAAUUACACAAUCAGCGAGACGUGAACGCGGCACUCGCCCUGCUGAUUUGACUGCAGAGGUUUAAUCAUGUUUUGACCUUUCAUGACUUUAUAAUGUUUCUAGGUGUGGUAUGUCAAAAACCUGCAUUUUCACCAAAUGGAUUGCCAUCUGCCUAAAGUCAUGAUUGAUAUAUGUGCGCUUGUCACGUAUGUGUGUGUGUGUGUGUUUGCCUUAUAUAAAACUGAUAAGCACUGUAGUACACUUUGUAGACACAGCUGUGGUGUGGUGAUCAUGAUCACUGUACGAGUGAGAUGUGAGAUAUCUCAGCAGGAAUAUCAUCUUUGUUCAUCGGGUUACAAUAGUAAGGUGCUUAUUGGAGUUUCAGAGUGGGAAAUAUUGUCAGUGUACUUGAUUAAAGUCCCCCGUCUCUUUUUUAUGAGCCAUAUGUAGCUGGCUCAGUACUAAAUUAAGGGAUCCUUAACACAGUAAUCUGUAGACCUCACGAUUCUGGUCUCAUAGAAACAUCUCAGCAUUAAAACAUAUUUCUUGCUCUACUUGUAAUCAGUGCUAGAGAUACUUCUAGUACUUAAGUGGUUUGGAAAAUCCAUCAUGCCAGAUCACACUGGAGCCAAGCUCCUCCUUCCUAAAGUCUUUAACAUUUCAAAUCAUCUCCGAUGUGAAUGUUUGUAGUCAUCAGUGCUGCAGUGUCAUCGUGGAGCUUUGACCAACCAAAUAAACAACCAAACUCGUUGUUCUGUUCACCACCGGGCCGUAUAGAGAACAAACCUAUGCAACACUUGACUGUAGAGGGUAGACUCCACAUACUGGGGCAGGGUAAUUUAACAAGAUCUGUAUUUGUUUAAAAUAAAGAUCUGUUACGAUCA